Molecule: messenger RNA, 1278 nt
Organism: Aplosporella prunicola CBS 121167
Lineage: Eukaryota; Fungi; Ascomycota; Dothideomycetes; Botryosphaeriales; Aplosporellaceae
Exons: 2
Coding region: 1-1278 (425 amino acids)
Source: RefSeq, a predicted model, not a curated record
AUGACUGCUCAUCUCCCUGCCCGCCAGCCCUUUGCGGCCCUCGACUGCCCUCGCCUGCAUAGCCUUGCGAGCACAAAGAACCGCCAGAACUCCAUCCCUGCCUCCAUUGCCUACUCUUCUGCCCCGGGAAAGCUUUCAUCGACCUCGCCGUCAAAACGUCGCCACACCACCUCGUCCUUCGAUGACGAAUAUGACGGCGAAAAUGUCGACCCCGCCUCGCUCAAUUCCUCGACCAAGCGCUCCAAGGCUCCCGAUGGAUCACCCAAGAAGGCAUCCAAACUCCCCUUGACCGAUGCCAUCAAGCCGGCAUCAUCAAGCCCACGUCUCGCCUGUCCUUCCACCCAAUCCCUUUCUUCCAACAUCCAAAAGUCCAAGAAACAAUCUACUCCAACAAAGUCAUCAAUUAGCACCAGCCGUGGCUCUCCAAAGCACAAGCGUGUUGGUCUUCUAUCCAAGCGUCGUACUGCCGGCUCGUCCGUCACUCGCAUCGACCCUCCAUCGCUUGGUUCUGGCUCUCGUCAAAGCUCCAGCUUGCCAUUUUCCAUCGAUGCCGCUCUCAGCGGAUCUGUCUCCAGUCAUCCCCCGGCCCCCAAGGUCGAGGAACCCAAGCCUGCCACGAGCGAGCUGAACAUCCCUACUCUUGAUGAGGCCAUGCCCAAGGGAUGGUUCUUUGAGAUCCACGAGGACAGCCCGGAAGAGGAAGCCACCAACAUGAUGGAGCACUCGGCCGGUGUUCUUGACAUCUCUUCCGAUGAUGACUCUGAUGCCAAAGCUCAAAAUGAGGCACGCGAAAAGGGCAAGGAGAACAUCCCCCCUCCGGACCACUACCAGGCUAGUGUAUCCGCCCAGUCUACCUCGGGCCGCAGAGGCACAGCUGCUUCAGCUGAGGCCCAGCUGGAGCCAUUGAAGCUCUCCAAGCUCUCUCGCAAGCAGAACAGGGAUGACAUGGAAGAGGACCGCUCGCCGCUGUCCGACCUGCUUACCUCGGACUACUUUGGUGAGGGCCUCGACGCCAACUCCUACGUCAUUGUAGAUGGCACCACACCCGAGAAGCCGUCCAGUCUCUCGAAGGAGUGCAUCUUUGACGAUGACGAGACGGCUGAUGAGACGGCUCGCGUUCCGGCCGAUUCUACUUCUUCCAAGGCAGGCUCAGACGAGGCUCGUCCGCACGCCAGCCCUGCUGCUGCAAAGCAGCACGAGGAAAUCACCAUCUUCGAGGACGAGGCCAACGCCGCUCCUCAAGUCGAUGACAAGGAAGGCGCCGCUGCGAGGGCCUAG